AUAGAAUAUUGUAGUAAUUAGUGACCGAGUUGUUACCUUGGCGGGUGGUUCUUAAGGCCGAUCUUACCUCAAAGCAUUGUGCUGCAUUUUCCAUAUCCGAAUACAGACUUUGAACGGCAUCCCACACUUCCUUGGCUGUCUUAUAGAAUAGGUAGGUUCUCCCUAUCUUUGGCUCCAUAGAAUUGAUGAUCCAAGCCAUCACUAUGGAGUUUUCAGCAUCCCAGGUACUAUACUCGGGUGUAUCAGCAUCUGGUUGUGUUGUUCUGCCUGUGAGAUAACCCAUCUUGCCUUUUCCUUUCAUCACUAACAUAACCGACUGAGACCAUUCCCGAUAAUUGGUUCCGGCAAGCUUAUGCUGUGUGAUUUGAAGGGUAUGAUUGUCUACCGAGAUAGGCGAAGGGGAUGGAAGAACUGAUCGUGCUGCGGAAGGCGCGAUAUUGGAGGUUGCACUGGUGGUUGAGAAAUCGGCCAUAUUGAGGAGAGUUAAUGUGCUACGGAAGUUGGCUAUAUCGUAUCAAACCAUCAGUUACACACGAACCGUUUACACCUCGACUACCAAGUCAUGAGAAGCUUGUGAGUGAAUUCAACCAGUCUAACAGCUCUGCUACCCCAACUCAACUACGCUGGAAGCCUGUAGAAAUUCCUGAGUCACCAACUGAUUUUAUUGAUGGUUUAUACACAGUAUGUGGGGCUGGCAGCUCUUACCUUAGACAUGGUUAUGCCAUUCACAUGUAUGCUGCGAACAAAUCAAUGGAUAAUUGUGCCUUCUGCAAUGCUGAUGGCGACUUUCUGAUUGUUCCUCAAAAAGGAAGAUUAUGGAUCACAACUGAAUGUGGAAGAUUGCAAGUCUCUCCUGGUGAAAUUGUUGUUUUACCUCAAGGAUUCCGUUUCGUUGUUAACCUGCCAGAUGGCCCAUCACGUGGAUAUGUUGCUGAAGUGUUUGGCAACCAUUUCCAACUUCCUGAUCUUGGGCCAAUAGGUGCUAAUGGUCUUGCUGCUCCAAGGGAUUUCCUUGCUCCCAUGGCCUGGUUUGAAGACAGAUCUCGUCCAGGGUAUACAAUUGUACAGAAGUUUGGUGGUGAACUUUUUACCGCGAAGCAGGAUUUCUCCCCAUUCAAUGUGGUUGCCUGGCAUGGUAAUUAUGUCCCAUUUAAGUAUGAUCUAAGUAAGUUCUGCCCAUAUAAUACUGUUCUGGUUGAUCACAGUGACCCAUCAAUAAAUACAGUCUUGACAGCAUCAACAGAUAAACCUGGUGUUGCAUUGCUUGAUUUUGUCAUUUUCCCUCCACGGUGGUUGGUUGCUGAACAUACUUUUCGACCACCAUAUUACCAUCGCAAUUGUAUGAGUGAAUUUAUGGGCUUGAUCUAUGGAGGAUAUGAGGCAAAAGCUGAUGGGUUUCUCCCGGGCGGUGCAAGCCUUCACAGCUGCAUGACACCCCAUGGUCCUGAUACCAAGACUUAUGAGGCAACAAUUGCUAUUGGAAUUGAAGCUGGACCUCGGAGAAUUGCUGAUACCAUGGCUUUCAUGUUCGAGUCAUGUCUAAUACCUCGUAUCUGCCCAUGGGCUCUCGAGUCCCCCUUCAUGGAUCACGAUUAUUACCAGUGCUGGAUCGGACUAAAGUCCCAUUUCAAGGGUGACCACUCGAAAAACGAUCAACAAAGGGAGUUGCAGAAUGGAAACGACGAAACUGGAAGUGGAGGUCGUAAUGGAUAAGUUUGGUUUCAGACAUGAAACCUGGCCGUGUUUCCUCGUCUAGAAAAAUGUUCACAACAUGUACAUGAUAGGGUAGAGGAAAAAAAAACAAGAAAAGAGAAGUCAGGCAUAUUGUGUAUUGGCUGCACCUUGGACAAUCAUCAAUAAAUGGAUACCUCUAAGCCUCUAA
Diospyros lotus (date-plum) is the source of this 1882-nucleotide messenger RNA. RefSeq names its product homogentisate 1,2-dioxygenase. Lineage: Eukaryota; Viridiplantae; Streptophyta; Magnoliopsida; Ericales; Ebenaceae. The record is from RefSeq and is a predicted model, not a curated record. Gene Ontology annotation, biological process: L-phenylalanine catabolic process. The transcript is spliced from 9 exons. Gene Ontology annotation, cellular component: cytoplasm. The coding region runs from base 487 to 1713 and encodes 408 amino acids. Gene Ontology annotation, molecular function: homogentisate 1,2-dioxygenase activity.